This is a messenger RNA of Mus pahari (shrew mouse), 2297 nucleotides long. It is a transcript of the gene Vps33b, whose product is annotated as VPS33B late endosome and lysosome associated. Gene Ontology annotation, cellular component: lysosome; CORVET complex. NCBI's taxonomy places the organism in Eukaryota, Metazoa, Chordata, Mammalia, Rodentia, Muridae. The transcript is spliced from 22 exons. The record is from RefSeq and is a predicted model, not a curated record. Gene Ontology annotation, biological process: vesicle-mediated transport; intracellular protein transport.
UCCCCGGCACGCUGCCGAGUGUGCGGAUGUCAUUGGGAAUCCUGCUGACAGGCUGAGUGGACUCGGGCGGGACCGGUGCCUGUAGGUCUCUGAGGAGAGUCGCCUGAGACUGCGGCCGUCUGUCCGGGAGGUGGUCGGUCAUUCAUCCGUCGAGUGCGGCAGAGGAGUGAGGGCCCCUUGGGGGUCCUAGGAUCCAGAGCCCAGGAAAGCGGGGUACCAGCCUGCAGUAACACCUUGGGCUGUCGCCGGCCUUUUCAGAACAGGGGCCAUUCUGCUGCUCUCGCACGGUGGCUUAGGUGACCGCUGCCAUGGCGUUUCCCCAUCGGCUGGACGCCCCUGAGCUUCCCGACUUCUCUAUGCUCAAGAGGCUGGCUCGGGACCAGCUCAUCUAUCUGCUAGAACAGCUUCCUGGAAAAAAGGAUUUGUUCAUUGAGGCAGAUCUCAUGAGCCCUUUGGAUCGAAUUGCUAACGUCUCUAUCCUGAAGCAACAUGAAGUGGACAAGCUGUACAAGGUGGAGAACAAGCCUGCUCUCAGUGCCAAUGAACAACUGUGCUUCUUGGUCCGACCUCGAAUCAAGAAUAUGCGCUACAUUGCCAAUCUUGUCAAUGCUGACAAGCUGGCCGGCCGAAUCAGAAAAUACAAAAUCAUCUUAAGUCCUCAGAAGUUUUAUGCAUGUGAGAUGGUGCUUGAGGAAGAGGGAGUCUAUGGAGAUGUGAGCUGUGAUGAGUGGGCCUUUUCUCUGCUGCCUCUUGAUGUCGAUCUGCUGAGCAUGGAACUGCCAGAAUUUUUCAGGGAUUACUUCCUGGUAAUUCAGGGCCCUUGAGUCUUAGUAUCAGGAGAUAAAUAUUGGGUCCAGUGGACUAGAAGUAUUGACACUUUUUUCCAGCUCAUAUAAUUUAUCAUGAAUUGUCUUGGGCUCCGGUAGAUGUCAUAUGACCUGUGGAGGAAACUGGAAGAGGAAGAAGACAGUGAAACCAAAGGUCGGAGACCGGAGAUUGGACACAUAUUUCUCCUGGACAGAGAUGUGGACUUUGUGACAGCACUUUGCUCCCAAGUGGUUUACGAGGGCUUGGUAGAUGACACCUUCCGAAUCAAGUGUGGGAGCGUUGAUUUUGGCCCAGAAGUCACAUCCUCUGACAAGAGCCUGAAGGUGCUACUCAACGCUGAGGACAAGGUGUUCAAUGAGAUCCGCAACGAGCACUUCUCCAAUGUCUUUGGCUUCUUGAGCCAGAAGGCCCGGAACUUGCAGGCCCAAUAUGAUCGCCGGAGAGGCAUGGACAUAAAGCAGAUGAAGAACUUCGUGUCUCAAGAGCUCAAGGGACUGAAACAGGAGCACCGCCUUCUGAGUCUCCAUAUUGGGGCUUGUGAAUCAAUCAUGAAGAAGAAAACAAAGCAGGACUUCCAGGAGCUAAUUAAGACUGAGCAUGCUCUGCUGGAGGGCUUCAACAUCCGAGAGAGCACUAGCUACAUUGAGGAGCACAUAGACCGGCAGGUGUCGCCCAUAGAGAGCCUACGCCUCAUGUGCCUUUUGUCCAUCACUGAGAAUGGUUUGAUACCCAAGGAUUAUCGGUCCCUGAAAACACAGUAUCUGCAGAGCUAUGGCCCUGAGCACCUGCUAACCUUCUCCAACCUGCGGAGAGCCGGGCUUCUAACAGAGCAGGCUCCUGGGGACACCCUCACAGCAGUAGAGAAUAAAGUGAGCAAGCUGGUGACGGACAAGGCUGCAGGAAAAAUCACUGACGCCUUCAGUUCUCUGGCCAAGAGGAGCAAUUUUCGUGCCAUCAGCAAAAAGCUGAAUUUGAUCCCACGUGUAGAUGGGGAGUAUGACCUGAAAGUGCCCCGAGAUAUGGCCUAUGUCUUCAGUGGUGCCUAUGUGCCUCUGAGCUGCCGAAUCAUUGAGCAGGUGCUGGACCGGCGGAGUUGGCAGGGCCUCGAUGAAGUGGUACGGCUGCUAAACUGCAGUGAGUUUGCAUUUACAGACACGGCUAAGGAAGACAAGGCUUCCAGUGAGUCACUGCGCCUCAUCUUGGUAGUGUUCUUGGGGGGCUGCACCUUCUCAGAGAUAGCAGCCCUGCGCUUCCUGGGUAGAGAGAAAGGGUACAGAUUUAUUUUUCUGACAACUGCUGUUACAAACAGUGCCCGCCUCAUGGAAGCCAUGAGUGAGGUGAGAUCCUGAUGUUUUCCUGGUCAAUGCUGAAGUAAUUCCGGAUUGAGAUGCUGGUGUUUGGCACCUACCUUCUACGAUUCCUGUCUCACACACAUACACACACACACACACACACACACACACACACAC